Prunus mume (Japanese apricot) is the source of this 1465-nucleotide messenger RNA. Its product is annotated as F-box protein At5g07610-like. Lineage: Eukaryota; Viridiplantae; Streptophyta; Magnoliopsida; Rosales; Rosaceae. Gene Ontology annotation, molecular function: protein binding. The record is from RefSeq and is a predicted model, not a curated record.
UAUUGCCUUGUUUUGGGGAGUUGGUGAGUCACAAUUCACAAGUGUCAACCCAACAAAAGGGGCUGGACGAAGCUUGAACUUGUCUGCAGACGCGAAAAAUGGGAUCGGAGACGAGAACCAGAGCAAGAAGAAGAAGCUGCCAAGCCACAGAUUUCGGUGCAACUGCAGUGGCCAGCUCAGUGGACCUCUUGGUAGAGAUCCUGAUGCGCCUUCCAGCAAAACCCCUCCUCAGAUUCAAAUGCGUAUCCAAACAAUGGUACUCUAUCAUCUCUGAUCCUCAGUUUAUUAUCAAUUAUGCCCAGAGAAGCUUAAAACCUCUUUUGGGUUUGUUGUUGAGUGGUCGUAAAGAACAAUUAGGUCCAUACCCAGAAUUUUCUUUCAUUUCCAUUGGAGGCUAUGGCAAAACUGGGAGAGUCCCAAAAUUUCUUACCAUCCCCAAAUUGGAAAUUCAAGAUUUCUGUAAUGGGUUGAUGUGCUAUUCUAAGCCUCACAUGGAUGCCCCUCAGUUCACUUCUUAUUAUGUUUGUAAUUCUGCAUCUGGGCAAUCCAAAAGAAUCAGAGUUCUUGAAAGUCCAUCCAGCAAGAGAUUGAUGGCUGUGAAUUUGGCUUUUGAUCCUUCAAAGUCACCUUUUUACAAUGUGAUUUUUGUCAGUGAAACAUCUGGGUCAGAAUUGAACCAUCUGAUCAAAAUUGAUAUUUACUCCUCUAAGACUCAGACUUGGAGACCCAGCACAAAGGGGCUGUUCAUUGUGCCUCAUGAUGUGGACUUUGGCAACGGGGUUUACUGGAAUGGCGCAAUUUAUUGGUACCAUCGAGAGAAGAACUCUUUAGCAUAUUUUGAUUUUGAGGCUGACUGCCUGGAUAGGUUGCAAAUGCCAUUAAUUUCUCAGGGAUCGUACCCCAUGAGUUUCGACUAUUUUGGAGAGUCGGGCGGGCAUUUGCAUCUUGUUGGGACCUGCAGACCAGGCACUACUCUGUUCACUGUGUUUGAGAUGGAGAAAGAUAGGUCUGGCUGGUUUGUGAAGUGUAAUGGUGAUUUGGGUGCUUUAGCAACUACUUUCCCAAAGAUGGUUACCCCUAGACUCUCUAGGCGUUAUUUGUUUUCUCCAGUGAGCCUGUUUAGAGGAGAAAAAGAAGAAGAGCUGAGUAUUGUGCUAAUAAUACCUGGGAGUGUGGUCCAAUAUAACGCCAAGGAUAAGACAUCAAAGAAGCUCUGUGAUCUGCCAAAAGGUUUCAUUUUCAAUGACUUUAUGGGGCAAGGCUUUAGGUUUAAAUCGCAUCAGUACAUGGAGACCCUUGCUUCCAUAUGAAAAGUAGUGUUUUUCUGGUAUCUCCUCCCUUCUUCUACCUUACCUUUGCAAGGAUGAUUUUGCUAGCGUUUCUAUUCUAUACAUACGACUGUGUUGUAAGUUGUACAAUCAAAACUUUGGUAAUGAACUUUAAAAGGAGUACCUUGCUUUCUAAA